Messenger RNA from Colletotrichum truncatum, 459 nucleotides. RefSeq names its product Signal peptidase complex catalytic subunit SEC11-like protein 2. Lineage: Eukaryota; Fungi; Ascomycota; Sordariomycetes; Glomerellales; Glomerellaceae. Gene Ontology annotation, cellular component: signal peptidase complex; membrane. The record is from RefSeq and is a predicted model, not a curated record. Gene Ontology annotation, molecular function: peptidase activity.
AUGUAUUCCAAGCUCAUAUCAGCUUUGCCCGUGAUCACGGUCAUUGGCUCUACUUUCAUGGCUUGGAAGCUACUCUGCUUGACGCUUAAUUGCUCCAACCCAGCCAUGGUGGUACUUUCAGAGUCCAUGUACCCAGCCUUUAGCCGAGGGGAUGUGAUAUUCCUAUCGAACUGGAAGGAAGAGUUAGAAGUCGGCGAUAUUCCUGUGGUAUGGUUCGAGGGUCACCAGCUACCAAUGGUGCAUCGCGCUAUUGCAGUGCUGUACGAUGACAGUGGUCGACAGUCAAUCCUAACGAAGGGUGACAACAACAGGUUGACAGAUGAGAUGCUAUAUCCUUUUGGCCAAGACUAUGUACUAAGAGAGCAGGUUGUAGGCCUUGUGGUAGGCUACAUGCCUUACGUGGGCUGGAUAACGCUUGCGGCCAGAACGUUCUCAGGAUACAAGCAGUUGUUGGCAUGA